Molecule: messenger RNA, 2008 nt
Organism: Xenopus laevis (African clawed frog)
Lineage: Eukaryota; Metazoa; Chordata; Amphibia; Anura; Pipidae
Gene: ralbp1.S
Product: ralA binding protein 1 S homeolog
Biological process (GO): xenobiotic transport; endocytosis; transmembrane transport
Cellular component (GO): nucleus; membrane; spindle pole
Molecular function (GO): ABC-type glutathione S-conjugate transporter activity; ABC-type xenobiotic transporter activity; small GTPase binding
Source: RefSeq, marked provisional
UGACAGAGGGGAUGGACACAGAUGCCAUGGACAGGUAACAGAGACUUGGGCUUAGUAACUAAGAAAGGGUGUCAGCAGAAUGACAGAGUGUUUCCUUCCCCCAGCCAGUAGCCCAAGUGAACAUCGUCGGGCUGAGCAUGGUGGUGGUUUGGCUAGAACCCCCAGUUCAGAGGAGAUCAGCCCCACCAAGUUCCCUGGCUUGUACCGCACUGGUGAGCCCUUGCCUCCUCAUGACAUCCUUCAUGAGCCCCCAGACAUUGUAUCUGAAGAUGAGAAAGACCAUGGCAAGAAGAAAGGAAAGUUCAAGAAAAAGGAAAAGAGGACGGAGGGCUAUGCUGCCUUUCAAGAGGACAGUUCUGGGGAUGAAGCUGAAAGCCCGUCCAAAAUUAAGAGGUCUAAAGGAAUCCAUGUUUUCAAAAAGCCCAGUUUUUCCAAGAAGAAGGAGAAAGAUUUCAAAAUAAAGGAGAAACCAAAAGAAGAAAAGCACAAGGAAGACAAGCACAAAGAAAAAAAGUCCAAGGACCUGACUGCAGCAGAUGUAGUCAAACAGUGGAAGGAGAAAAAGAAAAAAAAGAAGCCAACUCCAGAGCCUGAGUCCCUCCCAGUGGAUAUCCCCAGGCUGAGGCCUGUGUUUGGUAUUCCACUGAUUGAAGCAGCAGAGCGCACCAUGAUAUAUGAUGGUAUAAGGUUACCACUAGUAUUUAGGGAAUGCAUUGACUUCAUAGAGCAGCAUGGCAUGAAAUGUGAAGGCAUCUACAGAGUGUCUGGAAUAAAAUCAAAGGUAGAUGAGCUAAAGGCAGCUUAUGACAGAGAAGAGUCUCCAAACCUGGAGGAUUAUGAGCCAUACACAGUGGCCAGUUUAUUAAAGCAAUACCUGCGAGAGCUUCCAGAAAAUGUGCUGACCAAAGAUCUAAUGCCACGGUUUGAGGAGGCGUGUGGCAAGACUACAGAAGGGGAGAGGCUGCAGGAGUGUCAGCGCUUAUUGAAGGAACUACCAGAAUGCAAUUUUUGCCUGACGUCAUGGCUAGUAGUGCACAUGGACCAUGUUAUAGAGCAGGAACUUGAAACAAAAAUGAACAUACAGAACAUUUCUAUUGUGCUGAGCCCUACUGUUCAGGUACAGAAGAAACACCUGCCAGAGCUUGGCAUGGGGUUUUGGUUUUAAUCAUGUUUUCUGUGUGAGUGAGUUAGUGAGUGAGUGAUCUCCUUGUGUGAAUGGGCAGCAUGUGGGCAAUUGAUUUAAUCACUUUUGCUUUACUACUAACAACAGUAACCAUGUGCAAUCUGAGAACUGGGUAAUGCAUUAUAUAUUUACAAGAAAAUGUUAGAUGCAUUAUAAUCCGGUUACCGAAUUCUGAGACAGUUUGCAAUUGGUCAUCAUUUUUUUAGUUGUAUUGGAUUUUGCAAUAUUUAGCAUUUUGUUCGGCAGCUGCUGACCCUAGAAAAUAGAUAGCAGCCAUCUCAUUGCUAGGGUCCAAUUUACCCUAGCAACCAAGCAGUGGCAUGAAUGAGAGACUUCAAUAUGAAUAGUAGGGUGCCUGAAUAGAAAGAUAAGUAAUAAAAAGUAUCCAUAACAAUACAUUUGUAUUCUUGCAAUAGUGUAUUGUAAAACAAUUCAGAAACUAUGCAAACUGAGAACUGGUUAAAAUUUGCUAAGAACUGGCAAUUUUACAACAUACUAAAAGUAAAUGUAAAUGUGAGCUAUGCCUUUAAGCAAACAAGGAAAUGGGUGGUUAAUGAUUUACCUUAAAAAUAGCUUUUAGAGCACUGUAGAUGCAGUUGCAUCCAUAAUGGGCUCCUCCUUCGCAUUAAAUAAUAUUGAACUUGCCUUUCCUUCCUUCUGUAAUCCCUGUGGAAAACAGAAAAUAGCUGAUGGGUUUCAUGAGCUCUUGCCUGAGAGAAAUCAAACAACAAAUGCUGAUAUAGUUACAGUUACAGGUUUAGUAUCUGCCGGUGACAUUUUAAGCAUUACAUGUUUUAAAAUGAUUAAACUGUAAUUGAACAGUGA